Messenger RNA from Closterium sp. NIES-65, 1266 nucleotides. The record is from the annotation of a GenBank genome assembly. Lineage: Eukaryota; Viridiplantae; Streptophyta; Zygnematophyceae; Desmidiales; Closteriaceae.
AUGGGUCUUGUGGAGGAACCGGGUCGCGUGGUGCAACCGGGUGGUCUCGAGGUCCCUUGGUACGAACUUCAAGAAGGCGAGAAGGAACGAGAGGAAUUGGCGGAGCUCGCGGCGCGGAAGAUGAGUCAGUGGAGCGAUGCGGAGCUGAUGGAGCUCGCAGCGGCUGUCGUUUUCUGCCGGCACAGCGGGAAAGUCACGAUACGGAGCGGCGGCAGGGGGGACGUGUACUGGCGGCAGGUGUGGCGCGCGAUCCGGCUCACGAACCCCGAAUGGCGGCGCAUCCCGACAGCGAUGGCGAAGCAGUGGACGCGUAUGAAAGCGCGAUACGACGCGGAGACGCACGACCCGCGGCGGAAGCGGCGGCGGCGGAAGCGGGGGGAGACGGGGCGGUGCCCCGCGGAGGGGAUGCCGUCGGGGGAAGCGGAGCAGCCGGCAGGGGGGGGCUCAGUUGAGCAGCGGCAGGGAGGGUCUACUAACGCGGAUGAGCAACCCAAUAACGAGUCAGGGGGGAACACAGGGGCGAAGGCAAAGGCAAGGGGAUAUGGUGCAUCAGGCAACAGCAUGUUGCGCGUGCCUGGUAACAGGGUUACGUUUGCUGCUGGCGCUACAUCCCCCCUGCCUGCUACACCUCCCCUGCCCGCUACAGCCCCCCUGCCUGCCACAACCCCACUUCCUGCUACAAAUUUUCACUCGGCGAGUUAUGAACCGGUAUCAGCCCACAGACAAGGCACAGUAGCAGCAGCGGAUGAUUUGACUUCUGGGGGUGUCUCACUGCGUGAAAGGGAUGGUAGAAGCGAGCAGCGAGAUAGGGAUGGUAGGAGGGAGCAGCGAGAGCGGAACGAGACAAGAUUUCCAAGGAGGGGAGCAGAGGAACUCACAGGAGGUGGAAAGGAUUCGAGCGCAGGGGUUUCGGGAGGGAGGCAGGGCGAGAGGCGGGGCAAGAUGCGGGGUGAGAGGCGGGCUGAGAGGCGGGGCGAGAGGUUGGGCGAGAGGUUGACUGCAGCGAUGGGUGCUGCGGUGAGAAGCGCAUGCAUUCAGUUUGAUGAGCUCACUCGGGAGUUGCUGCAUGAUGCAUACUCGCGGUUUGAGGAGCUUUCUCAGAAACUGGCAGAGGAUGCUACAGCUCAGUUUGAGGACAUUGCGAGAGGGGGGCUUUCACAGCGAGUGGCGAAUGAUGCUAGCUUGCAGUUUGAAGAGAUUGCGAGAGAGCUAGUGGAGGAGACUGUGGCGGCUUGCCGAGACGGCAAGACGCUCAAGAGGAGGUAA